CAGCGCCCCGGAAGUGCUCUGCGGUUGCUGCUGCAGAGCGGCCUGGAGGUGGGUGGAACUCUUGUGAGCUGGGCGUCCUGAGCUUGCCUCCUCCCGAUCUUCCUCCUCCUCCACCCACUCCCAAGCUCCGCCGCCGCCCGUCGGAUUCCUUCUCUGUUGCUCCGGCGCGGAACCUUCCAGACUGGGGCCAAGGACUCUUCGCUCGAGCUAGCUCAGUGCGGUUUCCGGUGCCCGCGGGGCGGUGGACUCGUGUGCUGUGCAGAUUCUUCUUGAUCCUUUGGUGAGAACUCGGUGAUAUAAGAUGGCCACAAAUAAGCCCAAGGGUCAGAAUUCUUUGGCUUUACACAAAGUCAUCAUGGUGGGCAGUGGUGGUGUUGGCAAGUCCGCCCUGACUCUACAGUUCAUGUAUGAUGAGUUUGUGGAGGACUAUGAGCCUACCAAAGCAGACAGCUACCGGAAAAAGGUAGUGCUGGACGGAGAGGAAGUACAGAUUGAUAUCUUGGAUACAGCUGGGCAGGAGGACUAUGCUGCAAUUAGAGACAACUACUUCCGGAGUGGAGAAGGUUUCCUUUGUGUGUUCUCUAUUACGGAAAUGGAAUCCUUUGCGGCCACAGCUGACUUCAGGGAGCAGAUUUUAAGAGUAAAAGAAGAUGAGAAUGUUCCAUUUCUCCUGGUUGGUAACAAAUCAGAUUUAGAAGAUAAAAGGCAGGUUUCUGUAGAAGAAGCAAAAACCAGAGCUGAUCAGUGGAAUGUUAACUAUGUGGAAACAUCUGCUAAAACACGUGCUAAUGUUGACAAGGUAUUUUUUGAUUUAAUGAGGGAAAUUCGAGCCAGAAAGAUGGAAGAUAGCAAAGAAAAAAAUGGAAAAAAGAAGAGGAAAAGUUUAGCCAAAAGAAUCAGAGAAAGAUGCUGCAUUUUAUAAUCAAAGCCUAAACUCCUUUCUUAUCUUGACCAUACUAAUAAAUAUAAUUUAUAAGCAUUGCCAUUGAAGGCUCAAUUGACUGAAAUUACUUUAACAUUUUGGAAAUUGUGUAUCACUAAAAGCAUGAAUUGGAACUGCACUGAAAGUCAGAUUCACUCAAAACAAAUUAAUGUGGCUUCACCAGGAAGCAAAGUUCAACUUCUUAAUUGCCUACAUUAUCACAGUUCUGAAUGUAAUAUAUAAGCUUGUGUUUUGAGGGCAGUCUUUCUUAAAAUUGUUAAAGGGGUGCGCUGGGAAAGAAGAAUGGGAGGAAAGGCUAUUUUAUAUCAUUUAAAAAUGUCUUGGUUUUCUGCUGCCUUGAAAAUGACAAUUGUGAACAUGAUAGUUGUUAAACUGUACCACUUUUUAAACCAUUAUUAUGCAAAAUAUAGAAGAAAAGUUAUUGGCAUGAUUAUUGAUAUAGUUAAAUUGAGAGUAAUUUAUCUGUGAACCUGCAUUAAUUGCCUGGUGAUUAACUUAGAAAAGUGGUGUAAAUUUGCACAUGGAAAUUUUUGAAUAUGCCUUAAUUUAGGAACUAAAAAAUACCCAGUUACAUAAUUCCAGGUGUGUCCUCACUGGCACAUGGGCCCAUUGCCCCAUGUGUCCUGGUGAGAGAAUAUACCUAGUAAGGAGUAUAACUUUCAUACAGAAGAUUCUGGAGAAGUAACUCUCUGCUAGGAAUUUGUCCAAAUUUCAAAUGUGUGCCAUACUCUGGUUCUUCAGAAUAAGGUUCCAGAGCUCCUGAUUGCUUUUAAUUAACUAUAAACCGUGCUUUAAAAUGAAGGGCCAGCAUAUACUUGUAAGAUAAUUUUAGACUAUAAGGUUUCAACACCAGUUUUGUUUUUUUUAAGAUGCUAGUCCCUGGAAUCCCUUUCUGCAAGUGAUAAGCAUGUGUUAAGUUUUUUAUCUCUUUGGAGCAGGAACAGGAAAAACAUCAACAGUGCUAGUGCAUUUUGCACUAGAAUACUUUGGGGAAGUAUUCAUGCUUGCCACCUGUUAAUUUUUGAGUUCAUACUCAUGAGAUUUAGUUUAGCUCUAUGGAAAUUAUUAGGAGUAUUUGUAAUCUGUGUUCAUAAUGAAUAACACUGUAGCUAUAUUUACCUUCAAGUUAACAUCAAGCAAUCAAACAUGAAUAUAGUGCAGAAAAUAUGUUCGGUGUACACAGGCCAGACAUUAGGCCUGUAUCACCAUUUGGGUGGUGCAGCCACUAGAAGCAUUCUAGCACGCUAUUUUGGAACAUAAUUUCAAUGGGAAAUCCACCACUGACAGAGUUUUGUUUUCUUCUUGGGAAUGGAGCUAAGACCGUUGAUUCAGAGUUUUUCUUUCUCUCUUUCUUUCUUGCUUUUUUGUUGUUGUUGUUGUUGUUCAGUCCUAAUUUCAAUAAGUCAAAGAUGUAUUCAGGCAUUGCAGGUCACAGAUAUGUAUGUAAAGUAAACAAAAAUAGGCUUUUUAGAACCUCAACUCUUUAGAUAAUACACCUGGCUCGUCAUGUUAAAUAUUUGUCCUUAAAGGGUUUGAGAUGUACAUCUUUCAUUUUGUCUUUUUCACAGGCUACACCAUGUGCAGAAUUAAAGGACCAAUGUAACACUGGCUCCACA
Molecule: messenger RNA, 2559 nt
Organism: Artibeus jamaicensis (Jamaican fruit-eating bat)
Lineage: Eukaryota; Metazoa; Chordata; Mammalia; Chiroptera; Phyllostomidae
Gene: RALA
Product: RAS like proto-oncogene A
Exons: 5
Coding region: 302-922 (206 amino acids)
Biological process (GO): Ras protein signal transduction; regulation of exocytosis
Cellular component (GO): plasma membrane
Molecular function (GO): GTPase activity; GTP binding; GDP binding
Source: RefSeq, a predicted model, not a curated record